Symbiodinium sp. CCMP2592 is the source of this 570-nucleotide messenger RNA. The record is from the annotation of a GenBank genome assembly. NCBI's taxonomy places the organism in Eukaryota, Dinophyceae, Suessiales, Symbiodiniaceae.
AUGGCUGUGGUGGCCCCAGCCUCGUCGGUGGCAACGCUGGGCGCUGUGGCCCAGUGCAAUGCGCAGCAUAUGGAGUACAUGGACGAGGUAGUCAAGGAGAUUCUGAAGCAUUCCCUGGUCAGGGGAAUCGACAAGGCCGAUGCGCGAGACCAGUCUGCUGGUGGACGUCACAAGGUUCUGGAGCCGGAGUUCGUCCAGAAAGCUCUGGCUUCAAACAAGGAGGCCAGUGGUGGUGGUAGUGUCUUCUGGGCUAAUCUUGGCCUCGAUGCUGCAACAUCGCACACGCCGAUCAAAACAAGAAAGUGCCAGCAGAUGGCGGACAAGAUCUAUGGCAAGCCUCGAACCAUGCUGGGCGCGAUCGUCUGCGCCGUUCCGCCCAGCUGGAUGGCUCCUGGAACCCGUUUUGAGUUCAAGACAGACAGCCUCCGCCGCAUUUCUCCACCCGAAUCGCUUCACGCGCUCCUGCUGGCCGUGCACCGCGACGUUGUCGCGAACGAGCUGGACAGCAUUGGACAGCAUCAAGGAGUGGAAGAACAUCUUGCUGCACCUACACCAGUGCUUGGUUUUUGA